Messenger RNA from Paramecium tetraurelia, 1512 nucleotides. RefSeq lists its product as uncharacterized. The transcript has 6 exons. The record is from RefSeq and is a predicted model, not a curated record. NCBI's taxonomy places the organism in Eukaryota, Ciliophora, Oligohymenophorea, Peniculida, Parameciidae. Gene Ontology annotation, molecular function: protein binding.
AUGAAGGGAAAGAAAUUAUUGGAUGAUGAUGAGGAAUUCCUAAGAUCAAAAUCAUAGAUAGAUAUAUUUCCAAGGUGGUAAGAAUUGAAACCAUUGGGUAAAAAUAUACAUAGAAGAUCAUAUCAUUCAUGUGUGGCUCAUGAGAAUUUUCUUUAUGUCUAUGGAGGAUAUGAAACAAACGAGGGAAUUCUGAGUGACUUUUGCAGAAUACCAUCACCUGUUUCACCAAAGCCUUUUUGUUGGACAACCUUGAUUAAGAAAGCAGCAGCAGAUAAUGAAAAUAAUCUCAUUCCAGGGCCAUUGAGAAACCACACAGCAAUAGUUCAUUAAAAUAAAAUGUACAUGUUUGGAGGGAAGGAAAACUUGAUGUCUCCAACUGCAAAAUUAUGGAUCUAUGAUUUUUAGGAAGAAGUAUUUAUUGAGGGGAAGGAAUGUAUAAUUGAUGGCAAGAAGAUGGCUGUGGAAGGUCAUUCAAGUUGUUUAUGGAGUGAAUAGUAAUAGAUGGUUGUCUUUGGAGGAUUUUACAGUGAUACUGGAUAUAGAUCAUCAAUAUUAUUUUAUGAUUUGUAGAAGGAAGUUUGGACAAUGAUAUUCAAAGGAGAUAACAACUCAGCACAGUUUCCAAAAGGAAGAGCAGAAGCAGGAGUUACAUUAAUUGGAAACACAUUGUAUGUAUAUGGAGGAUGCAAUUACGAAUCAAGAUUUGGAGAUUUUUGGAAAUUUGAUUUGGAAAAUAGAUAAUGGGGAUUAAUUGUAACAGAAAAGUCUCCAGGAACAAGAUCAUCCACUUCUUUGCUAGUUCAUCCUUAAGGAAUUAUGUUAUUUGGAGGAAUUCAUGAUAUAACUCAUGAGAAAAAUGACUUGUGGUUAUACCGAACAAAUGAAUGGAUGCAACUGGAGGAAGAUACUAGUAGAAGAUAGGUGGCAGAUGAAAUGCUAAAUGAUUCUGCAUUUGAUAAAGCAAGUUAAGCAAGACCAUAAAAGAAGGAGAAAGGUAGAAAUGAACCUAGAUCCUUUUUAUUAUUGGAUGAUGAGCCUAAGAAUUCUAUUCAUUAGAGAAGAAAUUCAGUGAAAAAUCUUGAUUAAAAGCAACCUACUGACACAAACAAUAAUUUCUAAUUAAACAGUAUGGAUGAGUAGAAAAAGAAGAGAUUACAACAAAAGAAAAACUAAAUGCUGGCUGAAUUCGAAUUGAAUGAGGAAGAAAAAUCGAAAUACAGGAGUUCAUCACCAACUACUGACUAGAUCAAGAAUUCAAUAAGUGUGAUCACAAAUUAAGAAAAACAAGGAGGGUAGAGAAAGAUAUAAUCACCAACAGGAAAAAAGAAUGCAAUUUAAGCAUCUCUUAGUGGCAAAAAGCCAUGUGCUAGAGAUGGUCACAGUGCUAUUGUAAUGGGCGAAAUAAUGAUAGUGUUUGGUGGAGACAGAAAUUUGAUGUCCUUCAAUGACAUCUAUAUGUACUCGUUCAAUUAAAAAUGAUAAUCUAUAAUUGUUAUGAAUAACUUAAUAUUC